AAUAGUCAUCCAUGGUUCAAAUUUGUUUUGAAAUUUUGAAUUCUUAAAUUUUUGAGUUUUAGCUUUAUUAGAAGUUUCAAGGAUAUUUAAGUAAAUAAUAGAUUUGAAUUACAAUGGAAUCCAAUUAUCCCAACCAAACAGAUUUUGUUUUACCGUGUAAUCCUUUUCUUGGAUUACCCAAUUCCUGAGGUUUGAAAAACUUGAACCGAACAAAUAGUCAGAGAGAGAUUUUUUUUUUCCUUUUUGUGAAAAUGAGAGAGAGAAAGUUUUAGUUCUGCAGAAAUCUGAUACUCCGUCUUUGAUUUCUCUGUGAAAAUGGGGGUUCCGGUUGAAACAAGCUCUUCAGAUCCUGAUUCAAAUCUAACAGGAGUAGAAACAACACCACCAUCAUCUAAAAAACCUAGGUUAUUCAUUAAAGAAAUGGUUAUGAAAAAUUUCAAAUCUUAUGCUAAUGAACAAAGGGUUGGCCCUUUUCACAAGAGCUUUUCGGCUGUGGUUGGUCCUAAUGGUAGUGGGAAGAGCAACGUUAUUGAUGCUAUGCUCUUUGUGUUUGGAAAACGAGCCAAGCAGAUGCGUUUGAACAAAGUUUCUGAGCUUAUUCAUAAUUCUAGUGAUUAUCAGAAUUUAGAUAGUGCUGCUGUUUCUGUUCACUUUCAGGAGAUUGUCGAUUUGAAUGAUGGAGAGUAUGAAGCAGUUCCGGGAAGUGAUUUUACUAUUACAAGAGUUGCAUUUCGAGACAACUCAUCCAAGUACUACAUAAGUGACCGGGCUAGUAAUUUUACGGAGGUCACUAAGAAAUUGAAAGGGAAAGGAAUUGACCUUGAUAAUAACCGGUUUUUGAUCCUUCAGGGAGAAGUUGAACAAAUAUCAUUGAUGAAACCUAAGGCUCAAGGUCCUCAUGACGAAGGAUUCCUUGAAUAUCUAGAAGAUAUUAUUGGAACUGACAAAUAUGUUGAGAAGAUUGAAGAAUCCAACAAGCAGUUGGAAACUCUUAACGAGAAAAGAUCUGGGGUGGUGCAAAUGGUUAAAUUGGCAGAGAAAGAAAGAGAUAGCUUGGAGGAUGUAAAGAAUGAAGCAGAAGCCUACAUGCUGAAGGAUCUGUCACUGGUAAAGUGGCGAGAGAAAGCCACCAAAUUGGCAUCUGAAGAUGCUGGUUCUCACGUUGUUGAGCUGCAAUCGACUGUUUCCGGCUUGGAAGAAAAUAUCAAGGAGAAAAGGGAGAAAAUCAAGGAGAACUCUAAAACACUGAAGGAUCUUGAAACGGUGCACAAUAAGCAUAUGAAAAAACAAGAGGAACUUGAUAAAGAUCUCAAAAGCUGCAAAGAUCAAUUCAAAGAUUUUGAAAGACAAGAUCUCAAACACCGAGAAGAUUUAAAGUUCAUGAAGCAAAAAAUCAAAAAGUUGGAAGACAAGCUUGAAAAAGAUUCAUCCAAGAUUGAAGAAAUAUCAAAGGAGUGUGAGGAGUCAACAGCUGUUGUUCCUAAACUUGAGGAAGAAAUACCCAAGCUACAAAAGCUUUUGUCGGAUGAAGAGUCUGUCUUAGAGGAAAUUAAAGAGAGUUCAAAAGCUGAAACCGAGAAGUAUCGCUCGGAGCUAGUUGACGCUCGUGCUGAACUCGAGCCGUGGGAAAAACAACUAAUUGAGCAUAAAGGAAAACUUGAUGUUGCAUGUAGUGAAACUAAGCUAUUAAAAAAGAAGCAUGAGGCUGGCCAUAUUGCUUUUGUAGAGGCUCAACAAAAGAUGAGUGACAUAGAGAAUGAAGUUAAAGCGAAAACUGCAGGUAUGGAGAAGAUUCAAGCUGAUUUGACGAAACUAAAAAGUGAAGCAGUGGAAGCUCGCAAAACAGAACAAGAAUGUGUAACAGAGCAGGAAUCAGUCAUUCUUCUUGAACAAGCAGCAAGGCAAAAGGUCACAGAGCUUGAGUCUGUUUUAACAUCGGAAAGGAGUCAGGGAUCUGUCUUAAAAACAAUAAUGCAAGCUAAAGUGUCUAAUCAAAUACAAGGGAUUUAUGGUCGUAUGGGAGACCUUGGUGCUAUUGAUGCAAAAUAUGAUAUUGCUAUAUCAACAGCUUGUCCUGGGCUUGACUAUAUUGUGGUCGAAACAUAUGAAACAGCACAAGCAUGUAUUGAACUACUUAGGAAUAUGAAUGUUGGCACUGCAACUUUCAUGAUAUUGGAGAAACAACGGAAUUUGUUAAACUAUUUGAACCAAAGGGUUGAUCCCCCAGAAGGUGUUCCACGUCUUUUUGAUUUGGUGAAAGUUAAUGAUGAAAGGAUGAGAUUAGCCUUCUAUGCAGCUUUGAGAAACACUGUUGUGGCAAAAGACCUUCAUCAGGGAAAACGAAUUGCAUAUGCGAAUGCAAACAGGGACUUUAGACGUGUAGUGACAGUGGAUGGCACACUUUUCGAAAUAUCGGGUACAAUGAGUGGUGGAGGAAACAAGCCAUGUGGUGGCAAAAUGGGAACAUCCGUUCGAGCCAGUAGCGUGUCUCCAGAAGCUGUUUCAAAUGCUAAAAAAGAGCAUGCUACUCUUGUUGAUCAGCUAGAUGGUUUACGCCGGCAGAUUGCUGAUGCAGUGGCACAUUACCAGGCUUCAGAGAGAACAAUAUCCCGUCUAGAAAUGGAAUUAGCCAAAAGCCAGAAGCAGGUGAGCAGUUUGAGAGAACAACAUGCAUAUAUAGAGAAGCAACUUGAUUCAUUAAAGGCGGCGUCACAGCCAAAACAGGAAGAGCUAGAUAGAUUAGAGGAGCUAAAGUCUGUUAUAUCUGCUGAAGAAAAGGAGCUUGGGAGACUCACUAAAGGAUCAAAAAAACUCAAGGAGAAGGCCUUGGAUCUCCAAAGUAAAAUAGAAAAUGCAGGUGGUGAAAGGCUGAAAAAGCAAAAGACGAAGGUCAAUCAGAUUCAAUCUGAUAUUGAUAAACACAGCACUGAAAUCAACCGCCGUAAAGUUCAGAUGGUGACUGGUGAGAAAACCAUUAAGAAGUUAGCCAAAGGGAUUGAGGAGUCAAAAAAAGAGAGAGAACGUCUUGGCAAUGAAAAGCAGAAUAUGAUGGGUGUUUUCACAGAAAUUGAACAGCAAGCUUUUAAGGUCCAAGAAGACUAUAAAAAGACACAGGAGUUAGUUGACCAACACAAGGAAGUGCUGGAUGCAGCAAAGGAAGAAUAUCAUAAAGUUAAGAAACUCAUGGAUGAGAUGCGAACUUCCGAGGUGGAUGCAGACUUUAAAUUACAGGAUACCAAGAAGCUUCUUAAAGAGUGGGAUAUGAAGGAGAAAGCAUACAAGAAAAAGCUUGAUGAUGUACAAGCUGAUCUAGUAAAGCAUCUGGAGCAAAUUCAGAAGGAUGCAGUAGAUCCUGAGAAACUCCAAGCCACUUUGGCUAAUGAGACACUAACAGAGUCGUGCACUCUUAAAAGAUCCCUUGAAACAGUGGCAUUGCUUGAAGCACAACUGAAAGAAAUGAAUCCUAACCUUGAUUCCAUAUCAGAGUAUAGGAAAAAAGCCUCUUUGUACACCGAGCGGGUGGAGGAGCUGAAUACAGUAACUCAGGAGCGCGAUGAUCUAAAAAAGCAAUGUGAUGAGUUGAAAAAGAAAAGGUUUGACGAGUUUAUGGCAGGAUUUAACUCUAUAUCCUUGAAGUUGAAAGAAAUGUACCAGAUGAUCACACUUGGAGGAGAUGCAGAAUUGGAGCUAGUUGAUUCAUUGGAUCCUUUUUCUGAAGGCGUUGUUUUUAGUGUUAGACCCCCAAAGAAGAGUUGGAAAAAUAUUGCCAACUUAUCAGGUGGUGAAAAGACGCUAAGCUCGUUAGCAUUGGUUUUUGCGCUUCAUCAUUACAAACCUACCCCACUAUAUGUAAUGGAUGAAAUCGAUGCUGCUUUGGACUUCAAGAACGUAUCCAUCGUAGGGCAUUACGUUAAAGACAGGACAAAAGAUGCACAGUUUAUAAUCAUAAGCCUACGAAAUAACAUGUUUGAGUUAGCGGAUCGCCUUGUCGGGAUAUAUAAAACUGACAAUUGUACCAAGAGCAUUACUAUUAACCCUGGGAGUUUCGCGAUUUGUGAGAAAGCCGGUUGAUGCAUCAGUCGACAGUGAGGUUCCCCCUGGUAUGUUAUAGAGUAGGAUCUACUUCCCUGGUAGUCCCUUAAAAUACAGAGAAGGGGCCCCAUAAAUUAGAAGGUUGUAAUUUUUGUGAUUAAUGAAGAUUUGUGCUCAACUCUGCAAUACUAUUUCGUGAGUUUGGAAUCAUUUUGCAAAAGAAUAGUUGUAGACAACUCGUGUGCUUUUGGUUUCUUUGUGAUGUCUGUAAAUUGUCAGAUUUGACGUGUGCUGAGCACGCAUAGUAUUCAUUCUAAUUGCUUGGGGUCGAGUUAAUUUAGAGCGAUA
Messenger RNA from Papaver somniferum (opium poppy), 4380 nucleotides. Its product is annotated as structural maintenance of chromosomes protein 4-like. Lineage: Eukaryota; Viridiplantae; Streptophyta; Magnoliopsida; Ranunculales; Papaveraceae. The record is from RefSeq and is a predicted model, not a curated record. Gene Ontology annotation, molecular function: protein binding; ATP hydrolysis activity; ATP binding. The transcript has 28 exons. Gene Ontology annotation, cellular component: chromosome. Bases 316 to 4071 code for a protein of 1251 amino acids. Gene Ontology annotation, biological process: mitotic chromosome condensation.